CGGACGUGUACAAUGACCUCAGCAGUUUGUGCGUAUCAGCUGACACACAUACAGACGGGAAAACAUGGAACGCGGUUUCUCUCUUGCUGGACCUUCUUCUAAUCCUCGUAAACGUCAAGUACGAUUUUCAGCACGUCAUGACAUCCUGCUCCUCCGUGAGGUGAUAGCACAGAACCCCUUCACUUCUAAAGAGUCAGGCCGGAUCUGGGCAAGAGUGGGCGAAAUUAUUACUGCGACCCUACAAGAUGAGAACUUUGAGGUGGAUGGACGCAGAUGCAGGGAGAGAACAAUGCUACUGCUGGAUUAUUAUAAAAAACAGGACUUUGCAAGUCUACGCAGGUUUGGUACGGAGCGCCUCUAUGCACAGAAAGAAGACCUGCUGCAUGAAGUCCUGGAGUUGGAGGCAGAGAAGAAUCUUCUGGCGAGUGGAGAAAGUAAAUACCAAGAUGAUGAACUCAGGAAGAGAGCACUAGAAGAAUUAACGUCACCUGAGCCUGACAAAUCCACUGUGCUGUCAGUAACAACAGCUCCCCCCACUGUGGUAGCCAGCCCAGAACCUGAGGAGCAGGAGGAGGCUGAGCUCACAGCUCCUACAGCCAAACGGCCAUGUCAGUGCUGCUGCCAGACCUACUCAGAGAUCCUAAGCUUCCUAGAAAAGCGAUUUGAAGCAGAGCAGAGUCUGCGAGAGGAGGAGAUGGCACUGAGAAGAGAGGAGCUAGAAAUUCAGAGGAGUAAGAUUGCCUUAGAUCGCGAGCGUCUUGGAGCAGAAAGAAAAGAGCGGGAACGUCGCUUUGAGCUGGAGAGUCAGGAAAGGCAGGUUAUACUGGAUUUGUUAAAGGAGAAGGUCCUAAAAAAUGAACGGAACUCUGACUGAAAUGACUAAAAAUAGUUUAAUGUUAAUAGUUUUUUUUCCCCAGUCUUUGAUGUUGAAUUGUCUUUCCAGCCAAUGCUAUAUUCUGCUUUCCCUGUUUGAACUGGUCUUAUAGCAUGAAAAUAAUGUAAACCCAUAAUAUUAUAGUUGAUUGUCAUAGCACUGAAUAAUAUUCAUUCAUUGAAUAAAUAUUGAAUUAUAUCAUUCUUAUCAAAUAUGAUUAGACACAAAUUCUGACCACGAAUAAUAAACAACAUUAGACCAGACCAUGUGAUGCAUUUUUGAAUUGUGUUCUAAUAUCUGUGACUCUCUGUGAAUUAUGUCACAUUUAGAAUGACUCGUCUGGUCUUGGAAACUGCUCAUCUUGUGGGUUGAAGUUUCAGAAUAUUGACUGAUUGAUUGCUAUCAGACUAUUAUCCAGUGACAAGUAUUGUUAUCAUGGGACUACUUUCACGACUGAAAAAAAUAGUCUGAGAAGAAGUGUAUACAAGAACCAUGUGUUCUGCUCAGAAACACCACUAUCACAUUGGAGAGCCACCCUCCUUAUUGACCUGAUAAGGUGCCUGUUGUUGCUGGUGACAGAGAGAAAGAAGAAAAAGAAAAGCUUCUGGGGGUGGCCCAUUCUCCGCUUUUCUCACCGCAGAGCCGCUAAAUACAAUCUGGCUAAGACUGAGAAUAAGUUGUGUUUUACAUGAACUCAUAAAAAUUAAAUAACUUUUUUAUAAGUACACCAUUCAUCUAAUUUUUAAGUUAUUUCAUACUUACUGCAAUUGUUUAUCGCUAACAGGCCACAUUCACAGCCAUUAUAAAAUCAGCCCAAAACUGGGUCAAGGAGGAUUUGGCUUUGUCUACGAAGGGACAAACACUGCAUAUUUCUUCAGAAGUAAAGGCUGGACUAAUAUGACCUCUGUGCACAUGCUAAUUGUUAUUGUUUUAAUUUUGUAAUAAUUGUAACAAACGCCUGAAGGCAUCCCCAUGGAGAUAGGCCUGACACUCUUGGCCAGUAAGAGCCCAAGAGCUCCUCAAAUAAUAAAACUGCUGGACUGGGAGGACAGCGAAGACCACUACAUCAUGAUCAUGGAGCAGCCCAUGCCCUGCAUGGAAUUGAAAAGUUUUGUGAAGCUCCACAGAGAGUCUUGACAAGGGGAUAGCACGAAAGGUCAUACGGCAGGUCUUUCAUCGGGACAUCAAAACGGAGAACCUGCUGUUGAACCAGGACACCAUAGAGAUUAAAUUGAUUGACUUUGGGUGUAGUGCGCAAA
Molecule: messenger RNA, 2133 nt
Organism: Labeo rohita (rohu)
Lineage: Eukaryota; Metazoa; Chordata; Actinopteri; Cypriniformes; Cyprinidae
Exons: 4
Coding region: 65-874 (269 amino acids)
Source: RefSeq, a predicted model, not a curated record